UGGUGAGUCGGGGAUAAACACUCCGCGGCGGUGGCGGCUUCUCUGCCCCGGGUUCUGUCACGGCAUCGGAGGUGCCCAGCUCACUGACCCCCUCCCCCUCCUGACGAGCGUGGUUGCCCAAGAGGCUCCUUCAGUCCAGCUCAGCGGGGUCCACCCCGAGGUGCGGGUGUCCGGCGGCGAGCCCGUGGGCAGUGGGGGUUGGUCCCGUGGCUCCGGCCCCCGUGCAGAAUGGCGACGGCGGUUCGGAUGAACAUCCAGAUGCUGCUGGAGGCGGCCGACUAUCUGGAGCGGCGGGAGAGAGAAGCUGAACAUGGUUAUGCCUCCAUGUUACCAUACAAUAACAAGGACAGAGAUGCCUUAAAACGGAGGAAUAAAUCCAAGAAGAAUAACAGCAGUAGCAGAUCAACUCAUAAUGAAAUGGAGAAGAAUAGACGGGCUCAUCUUCGCUUGUGCCUGGAGAAGUUGAAGGGGUUGGUGCCACUUGGGCCUGAAUCCAGUCGACACACUACACUGAGUUUAUUAACAAAAGCCAAAUUGCACAUAAAGAAACUUGAAGAUUGUGACAGGAAAGCCAUUCACCAAAUAGACCAGCUUCAGCGUGAGCAGCGACACCUGAAGAGGCAGCUGGAGAAGCUGGGCAUUGAGAGGAUACGGAUGGACAGCAUCGGCUCCACAGUCUCCUCCGAGCGCUCGGACUCGGACAGGGAAGAAAUCGACGUGGAUGUGGAAAGCACAGACUAUCUCACGGUGGAUCUGGACUGGAGCAGCAGCAGCGUGAGUGAUUCUGACGAGCGGGGCAGCAUGCAGAGCCUGGGCAGCGACGAGGGCUACGCCAGCUCCGGCAUCAAGAGAAGAAAGCUGCAGGACAGCCGCAAGACGAGUCUUGGGCUAUAAGCGCGCCCGCCCGCCCACCUGCCCGCCCACCUGCCCGCCCGCCCACCGGCUGCCUCCAGGAUGGCCGUCCUGUCCGUGUGGAUCUGAUUAGGUAGUGUAUGGGACCUGCCCACAACGCCCUUGCACGUCAACUUCAGUGUACCACCUUUACCAAAUCAGCUUUGUAAACGUUUUCAAGGAAGUACGUAAGAUUGUGGGUUUCUGAUUGCAUCCACUAGCUUCUCUCUCUCCAUAAAAAUUCUACUGAGAGACCGUACAUUCCAAUCAAUUCAAAGCACCCAAGAGUUCUUAGAACCAAGUAAGCAAUUGUCACAUCUCAGCCACUUCCCCCUCUCCUUUACUGUCCUCAUAUAGUUCAAGUUUUCUGGCUUACUGUGUUACUUGCCUAGGAGAAGUGUCCAAGUGUGUCUCGUGCUUAGGAAACUGAAGGAAACAAACUUUUCAAAAUUGAGACCCCGGUCUCAGACUCCAAAGUAAGCUUUGAAAGCAGAAUUUAAGAGCACUUAACCACGGACCUCACCAGUGAGGAAGUCAGGAAUACCUCCAGCCAACACCCUCCACGCCCCCAGCAUCCCACCCAGCCGCCGCGCGUGGAGGGGAGCAAUGUUCUCACUUAAACCGGACACCUUGGCAGCGUGGCCCCGGGGCCGCACAGCUUAGAAAGUUCCAGCACUGUGUGUUCUCGCAGACGACACGGUACAAUCUCUGUGUGCUGUCCCUGGGACCUCGCUGUGUGCUGCAAUCUCAAGGCACAUCCCCCCUCGGGUUUGUUAAUGCUACUUGUCUCUGGAACUUUUUUUUUUUUCCUACCUCAGAGAUAAACAAGAUCUCCAUUUCCCACUUAGCAAAAGUGAUUAUGCCUCUUUUUCCCCCCAAAUAAGUGAUAUUUGGUCGAAUUCCAAUCUCUUUUCCUAUGUAACCUUCAGCAAUAACUCAGUUUAGGCACUAGCUGAGCUAGUGGCCAUUGCCAGUGAAAGGAAAGUCCACGUUGCCACUCCGCGUUGUAGGGGACAGGAGGGGUUGCACAGUGUCACUAGAGUCUCUCUAUUGAUGGCUUCUUUUUGGAUACACCUGGAAACUUCUUUAGGGAGGCUUUUGGGUUGACAGUUUAAAAGCCUGAUUUUUUUUUUUUCUUUUGGGUUAUGGUUAUGAUUUCUCCCUAAAGUGGUCCCCCACUUUGUAGCAUUUUUAUUUAAGCUAAAACAGAGCACAUGUAUAUGUACAUAAGACACAUUAAAUCUAUAAAUACUAUUUAUUCAUUUUAUAUAAACUAAUGUAAUGGAAAAUAAAUUCUUAUGACUUUGUGCUUUUAUAGAUGUUCUAGAAACUUUGUAUGCAGGUAUCUACAAAAUUGGUUCAUCCCCCUUAAUAUUUUUGCAUUCAUAUUUUUGAGGUCUUGAUGUUUUCAGCCUCUUGUGACUCUUUUUCAUCAAGUUUGAACCAUUUAUAAAAAAUCUGUGACGCUGAAGCAGAGUGUGUGUCACACAGCGAUGGAACAUUCCUAAAAUCCACAGAUGCACUGCGACCUAAGGGCUCAAUGGCUGACUCAGCAGCGGGUGGCCGCCCUGCGCUGCCCUCCCGCCUGCGGUCACUCGGUCACUCGCACACCACAGCCUCGCAACUUACGCAGGCUCUACUCUUCACAAGUCAAGUUCAGACGCGCUCACCGGAGCUCGUUCUCUACAUGAAGAUCAAUCUAAACAAAGCAAGAUCACUUUUGUGGGUUGGUAUUUUUUUUAAUGAUUCUUUUAUGUCUGAAAAAAUUUAUUUUUUUAAUUGGAAGUUGUG
This is a messenger RNA of Octodon degus (degu), 2682 nucleotides long. It is a transcript of the gene Mxd1, whose product is annotated as MAX dimerization protein 1. The record is from RefSeq and is a predicted model, not a curated record. Gene Ontology annotation, molecular function: protein dimerization activity; DNA-binding transcription factor activity, RNA polymerase II-specific; RNA polymerase II cis-regulatory region sequence-specific DNA binding. Gene Ontology annotation, biological process: negative regulation of transcription by RNA polymerase II. The transcript is spliced from 6 exons. Lineage: Eukaryota; Metazoa; Chordata; Mammalia; Rodentia; Octodontidae. Bases 229 to 894 code for a protein of 221 amino acids.